AUGGACCCCGUAUUUCAGAUGACCAUUUGCCUUAUGGUGAUGAAUAUUGAUGGAGCAGUCUUUAUUCCGGCAGGUGAUGAUUGGAUCAAGAGCGAAAAUGAAGAGGACGCUCCCCAUCGACUGGAUCAUGAACCAGAGGAUCCCAACAAGCCAUCUAAGACAUUAUGGGAGGAGAGCGAAGACUUCCUGGAUUCCGAGCAGCCCAAAAGCCACAAGAGGGACUUGGAGACCCCUCGGAAUACGUUCUCUGGGGAAAUUUGUUUUGACUAUGAGAACGGCCCUGGGAGGGUCUACCCAAAUGACAGGCCGUUUAAGUGCGAGGUUUGUGAGAAAAGCUUCCGCCACAGUUCGAGCCUGCUUACCCAUCGGAGGCUCCAUACAGGGGAAAAGCCUUACAAAUGCACUGAUUGCGGGAAAAGCUUUAACACCAGUUCGGCCCUCAUAGUACACCGCCGGACCCACACUGGGGAGAAAUCUUAUGUGUGCUCCGACUGCGGGCGGUGCUUCAGCGAAGGCUCAGUGCUCAUCAAGCACUGGCGAAUCCACACGGGGGAGAAGCCUUACAAGUGCACGAUAUGCGGGAGGGGCUUUCGCCAGAGCUCACAACUCCGCGCCCACGAGAGGACCCACACGGGUGAAAAACCCUACGAGUGCCCGGACUGCGGGAAAUGUUUCAGCACCAGCUCGAACCUCUCUGCCCAUCAGAGGACCCACACUGGAGAGAAGCCCUACAUAUGCACGGAGUGUGACCGGCGCUUUGGCCAUAAGUCCCAUCUCAUCUCCCACCAGAAAACCCACACGGAGAAACUGCAUGCUUGCCCCGACUGCCCGGCGAGCUUCCGCAUGAUCCACCAGCUCCUGGUCCAUCGCAAAUCCCACCAGGAGGAGAGGCGCUACAAAUGCCUCCUCUGCGGGAAGACCUUCAGUUACAGCUCGGCCCUCCUGGCCCAUCAGAGGAUGCACACGGGCGACAGGCCGUUCAAGUGCCUAGAGUGCGGGAGGAGUUUCAUUCGGAAUUCAGACUUGAACAAACACCAAAGAAUCCACACGGGCGAGAAACCGUAUGAGUGCCCUGAGUGUGGGAAGAGGUUUAACCAGAGCUCGCACCUGGUUAGCCACCGAAGAGUCCACUUCAAAAACGCUGCAAAAAAUUCAGGUGCGGACCCAGCCACUCCAGUGCAGCAAGAGACAGAGUCUUUCUGAAGAUCAGCCUC
This is a messenger RNA of Euleptes europaea (tarantolino), 1214 nucleotides long. Its product is annotated as zinc finger protein OZF-like. Gene Ontology annotation, biological process: regulation of transcription by RNA polymerase II. The transcript has 2 exons. The coding region runs from base 1 to 1203 and encodes 400 amino acids. Gene Ontology annotation, molecular function: RNA polymerase II cis-regulatory region sequence-specific DNA binding; DNA-binding transcription factor activity. NCBI's taxonomy places the organism in Eukaryota, Metazoa, Chordata, Lepidosauria, Squamata, Sphaerodactylidae. The record is from RefSeq and is a predicted model, not a curated record.